AUGAAUCUUUUCUUCAUCGUUGUCAUUUUGCUCUGCCUUUCUUUGGCCACCGCCGUCAACUUCACUCAAGUCUUCGAAUGGCCCGCUGGAUUGAACUACGAGUGGCCGUCGGAGGAAAAAAGGAUACAGGCCUUGGGAUCUGGAGCUUUCAAACCACAGAAUAUUGAACCUAUUUUCAUGGCUGUCUACGGAACAAGGAUCUUCCUCAGCCUUGAGAAAUAUGUUGUCAUUCCGGUGACUCUGGGGUCUUUGCCAACGAGCAGCGAAACCUCUGCACCUCCAAAGCUCACUCCAUUCCCUUCGUGGGACAUGCAUAAAGAUGAACAUGGAGACUGCAACAAAAUUGAAGAAGCAAAAGGAUUGGAAGUGGACUCCUUUGGAAGGCUGUGGGUGAUCGACAGCGGAAGCGAAAAUUGCAAUGCAAAACUAUGGAUUUUCAACUUGGCCAACAACGAUAAAACCGAACUCAUUCAUCGUUUUUCUUUUGCCAAAUAUCUUGCCGACUUGGUGCUCGACGAAACGCCCAACGGAUAUUUCGCCUACAUGGCUCGGUGGCGUCAUCAACACAUUGUCGUGUUUAGUUUGGGCAAAAACCAAUCUUGGACAGUGGACACGCCUGGAGUCGAGGCCUACUCCAUUGCCCGGUCCCCUAAAAAGGAACCAAGACAAAUCUACCUCAGCAAUUCCCGCAAUUUCGACACCAGUGAAUUUUUUUCGAUUUCCGCUACCGCACUUCGCUCAAACGGAACUCAAACUGCAUAUCCAAAACUAAUCGGACAAUGGACUGAAAUUCUACCGUAUAGAAUGCUGAUGGACAACCACGGGACAAUGUAUGCCGCCUUUUACAGGAAGAAUUACAUAGCCUCUUGGAACCCAUACCAGUCAAUGCAGGAGCAGCGUUUUCUUGAGGUAAUUGAAAAAUUGUGA
Messenger RNA from Cloeon dipterum, 927 nucleotides. Its product is annotated as protein yellow-like. Bases 1 to 927 code for a protein of 308 amino acids. The record is from RefSeq and is a predicted model, not a curated record. The transcript has 2 exons. Lineage: Eukaryota; Metazoa; Arthropoda; Insecta; Ephemeroptera; Baetidae.